AUGACAAUCGUUAUGGUUGUCCACAUAACCCAUGCUAUCACUGUCCACGUGGACUUCACUAAUGAGUUUGCCAUUUGCCUUAAGAAUAAUAACUGUAAUGAAAGUGUAGCUAAAACUGUGGCCAAUAAAUAUGGAUUUGAAUUCAUAGGACAGAAUAAAGGAGCAAUUGGUGGACAUGACAUGAAUAACGCAAAAGCGAGCUAUGACUACAAUGAUAAUGAUCCAGAUCCUUAUCCAACAGAUGAUGGCGAUAAUGAGUGA
Oppiella nova is the source of this 261-nucleotide messenger RNA. NCBI's taxonomy places the organism in Eukaryota, Metazoa, Arthropoda, Arachnida, Sarcoptiformes, Oppiidae. The record is from the annotation of a GenBank genome assembly.